CGCUUUGAGAAUACAGUAUUUUCCAGACUGACAUUUCAUGACGUUUCGAGCCGCUGUGAGGAUAGUGGGAUACAUUAUCAAUCAACCGAGAAAACAACUCCGUUUUUCUGUCAAAUAGUUAUCUGAUCCAAACAGGUCGUCUUGUGGACGCAGAUUUAUACGCAGGAUGGGGAGCACCGAGAGUUCAACCAGAAAAGUGUCUUUCGCGCUUGAUGAGGAGGACAAUGUCCGGGUCCUGCGUGGAGUUAAGCUCUCAGAAGACGUCCUCCAGAGGAUGAGGGGGGGCAUGAGGGAGCCCAACUUCAGACCACCCUCCCCUGACAGCCACAGGGAGGAGCCUGGUCCAAAACUUGUGACCCCUGAUCUGCCACAACCUUCUCCGCCAGCACAUCCCACUGAACCUCCCCGACCCUCUGAACCUCCUCGACCCUCUGAACCUCCCCGACCCUCUGAACCUCCCCGACCCUCUGUAGCUGAGAUGCAGGAGGAACUACGUAAGAGGUAUGAGCGGGAGCAGGCCGUUAUGCGGGAGGAGCUGUCACGGAUCACACGGCAGGAGAGAAAGGCUGCUCGGGAGGAGCUGAGCGUGGCACUGCGGCGGGAACGGGCGAACACACACACUGAGACAGAGAGAGCCCUGAACCUGCCUGCCGAGCUGGACCAAUGGGGGAAGCAACUACAGAGGAAAGAGGUGGAGCUUCAGAAGCAGGAAGCGUUUUAUAAGGAGAAGCUGGCCCAACUGGAGCAGAAGAACCUGGAAUACUACAAACAGGCACGGGAGCAGUUCAGAGAGGCAGCCAGCCGGACAGAGGAGCAUGUGAGGCCGCGCAUCACGGAGCCUGUGUGCACCCCACUGCAGCAGCAGAUCUGGCAGUGCUACCGCCAAAACCGCCACCAGACGCUGCACUGCUCCGACCUGGCCCGGGAGUACAUGCAGUGCGUCAACGCUGCCAAGAAGAGUGUGCUGGUGAAUCAUGGCUGAGGCACUGUCCCGGCGCUCUACGACCGAGACCGCGACCGCAACACAACCGCAGCCGCCACGGUCGGCGUUUCCAACCAGCUCUGCUGCGCGGGGAGGAGCUCGGCCUCAGCAUGCCUUCUCUAUGUGGUUUUAGCGUAUUUAAUCCUGCUUCAUUUUUACCAGCUGCACUACAGGGCGCCCGGCGCGGUCAGAGCAGUCUGUCCCAAAGCAGGGCGGGGGCGAUGGAACGCUGGUCCAUCUCCAUCCCGGAAAGCCCCCCCCCCAAAAAAAAAUCAGGGACGUGCGGUCAGGGGUUCGACAUGGUAGGCGUAGUCUGCCUCGAGAAAAAUCCUCGAAAACACUAUCAAUUUCAUAUGAAUGUUCCGAAACUAUUAUUUCCACCACGCACUUCCUGCGGAGUGUAAACAUUCCUUGGCUAUAGAAACCAAGUGGACCGGAAGGCGCUGAGUCGGCCCCACAGUCGGCCCUGGGCUGAGUCAGUGAUGCUGGUUACCUUCCCUGGCCCUGGCCCCCCUGACUGCACGUUCCUGAGUGCUCUUGCUGCGAGACUGUGCUGUGUUAUAGCUGCGAGACUGUGCUGUAAUCAUAAUUGCAAUAAAGCGCUGUGUACAGGCCUCUUUGA
Molecule: messenger RNA, 1604 nt
Organism: Conger conger (European conger)
Lineage: Eukaryota; Metazoa; Chordata; Actinopteri; Anguilliformes; Congridae
Product: MICOS complex subunit mic25a-like
Exons: 9
Coding region: 167-982 (271 amino acids)
Biological process (GO): DNA damage response; cristae formation
Cellular component (GO): mitochondrion; MICOS complex
Source: RefSeq, a predicted model, not a curated record